Perkinsus marinus ATCC 50983 is the source of this 1821-nucleotide messenger RNA. RefSeq names its product M protein, serotype 5 precursor, putative. Bases 1 to 1821 code for a protein of 606 amino acids. The transcript is spliced from 16 exons. The record is from RefSeq and is a predicted model, not a curated record. NCBI's taxonomy places the organism in Eukaryota, Perkinsozoa, Perkinsida, Perkinsidae.
AUGUCGACAGCAGAUACCUGCGUCGAUGCCUCGACGAUGCCAAGCUGGCUCUUCAGGAACUUUCAGCUCACCUCGGAUACAGCCAUCCCCCCUACAUGUGACCCUACAGAGGACGGAGAGGCUGUUACGGUCGGUUCCAUUAAACUGCCAGUUAGUGGAUGGACAGUUGAUGAGGUCUUCAAGAGGCUCGACAACACUGAGGUUUACUUCUACGAUAUCCUCGGUGUGUUGGAGCCCCCCACUCGAGACCUGGUGAGGGAGGCUAUUGCUAGGGCCACAGAACGACUGUUAAUGGUCAUAUCGCAGUUGAGGGCUCAGCUACAGGAGGAAGGGACGGUGACACCGAAGACACCAGAGGAGAUAGCCGCCAGCUGUCUCCGUGAACUCGUAUCGGAGCACCUUGUGAAGUGGAAUGUUAUUGUCAAUACCAUGCUGCAAUUGUUGCCUCCUGGCGAGUUAGAAGCCUUGACCGAGAGGCUCAACGUGAAACAGCAGCAUCUAGCUGGACCCGUGAGUCCAGCGGUAGUAGAUGAGGAAGCUUCCGCACGGUUACAGCAGCAAGUGGCAGAUCUCGAGGGUAAGCUCAAGGAGGCAGAAUCUAAACUACAUAAUCAAGAAAGGGAGUUCGAACGGCAACUAGCCAAAUGGGACACAGAGAAAGCCGCCUUGCGAGCAUCCUUGGCCGCGUCCAGAUCAUCAGAGUCGGCAGCUGGACAACACGCGUCUUUGGAAAUGGCGACGUUGCGGGAAGACCUAGAGAAGAGUCAGGAGGAGGCAGCGACCCUCAGAGCUCAACUAGCUGCUGCUCGAAAGAGUCAGGUGCAGCGUGAGCAGCAUGACGAGAACAUCAUUAGGGCCAAGGCCUUAGAGGAGCACACUGCUAGACUGGAGGAGGAACGUGAGGCGCUACGUUGUGAGUAUGAGGGGCGGAUUAGGGAGCUAGAGGAGGCAUUCGAAGCUAGAAUCAAAAGACUUGAUGAAGACCGUGAAGCCUUACAGAGGGAAUUGUCCACGUAUCAUCAACAACAGCAACGGGUAGAGGAGGAGAAGCCAGCGAGGGUGAGGAGGGAUAAAAGCAGUCAAUGUCCAGCAUGCGGUGGUAAGGAGGCUCUAGCCUUCCCUUAUGAGGCCUCUGAUCGGCAUAAGGUGGAGGAGGUCGUCCUCGAGGAAAGGAUCCAGCCGACGGGAGAGGAAGAGCGGAGCAUAUCGAGCCCCGUGCCCGAGAUGCGAGAUGGAGUCUCGCAGACUGAGAAGAGAAGUGAGGUGGUCCGGGAGAAGCCUCGAGGGCAUGGCAAGGAUAGGGACGAACCCGAUGAGGCCAAGGAGUCCCGAUUCGAUAUGCGGACAGCCUUCCGUGAUCGGACGAGAAGGGAGCUAGUGAGGCCAUUUAAGGAGGAAAUCUUCCUGCUAAGGAAGGACAACGAGGAGAAAGCCCUCCGUAUGGCGGUCCUCCAGAAGAAGCUGGAGAGUGUACAAGCACAGUUGGCUGACUUGGUCAAGUCUGAGGACCAUAACCUUACUCAACAGCAGAAGAAUACGGUCGCUCGUCUGCUCAAGGCUAGUGAUUUCACUAGCCAAGGCGACGAUGACGACGACCUGCAAAACCUCUUGGAUGGCGUGGACGUUCCGUAUCGGGUUCUAGCCGAGGCGGCGGUACACAAAUCGAGGCGUCAUAUGCUCUAUUUCGACUCCAAGAUCCGGCAAGCACGAGAGUCCGCCCGCAAUGCAGCUAAGGCGAAGUGGUCAGGAAAAGGCGAUAUUAUCUGCGUCGCCCGUGAACCUGUCUUUCUCCCCACCCUCUGGAUAUCUCUGCAGCGUUGA